AUGGCUGAGAAUACUCAAAAAGAACCACCGCUACAAACUAUGAGUGGCUUGCCUCCAAACUCCAACCCAUGGAUGUACGGUUAUUAUCCUGGGUACAACGGUUACCAAGGAGGAAUGUUUCCGCACUUUUAUAAUCAACAACAAUAUUUUAACCAAAUGGCAAACAAUGUCGGAUUCCAUGGCGUAAAUCAAUUUCAGCCAAAUAAGGAGGCGAAAUCUGAUUUUGGAAAUCAACAAUUUUCAAAACCACCCCCUCCUUUAUUAGGAAUGUCUCCACUAGAUACCAAUCGGCCGUAUUUCAAUCAAUCGCCUAUCAGAUUUAAUCUCAACAGUAGUCGUAAGUCUGCACCGAUUCCUCCAAGUGAGAAUCCUCUUUUGAAUAAUACUAAUGUCAAUAACAGUAGCAACAAGAAGAAGCGUAAAAAAGGUAAUCAAAAAAAUGUCCAGGGUUCUCACGACUCUUUACUGCCGCCGUUACCUGACCAUCCACCUCCUUUGCCCCCAUGCCCCCCUCCAGAAGAUCUACCUAAACCUCCUCCACCACCACCACUUGAAGUUCCUCUUCCCCCUCCUAUUGCGACAGAAGACAUUCCUGAACCCACAGAGCAGCCAAAAGAUACUAUUAACAGAGAGGAACCGCAAACUAUUUUUUCAAAGAAUGACCACUCUGAUUUUCUACAUUCAUCAUCAAUGCAAACAACAGCUGGAGUAUGGCCUGAAAGUUUAGAACGAUAUAUAAAAAGGUGUUAUGAAAAGUGUAAAACAGGUUUUGAUCGUGAUCAAAUAGAUAUAUGUUUAAAAGGGCGAAUUACUGCUGCUGCGAAUAAGGAUGAAAUUUGGACUAGGAACUGGGAUGAAGAACCUAUCCCUAGUGUAUACAGUGAACGAAAUAAUUUACAAGUAAAACCUGUUCAAGGUGCAUUAGGUUUAUAUCAAAAAAAUGACAGUUCACCCCAAGUUAACAAACUUAAACAGAUAUUGGCAGCAAAAGCAUACCUACCUAAAAAUUCACAGAGAAGAAGACGUCCACAUUCUCGCAGUAGGUCACGAAGCCCAUCUAGGAAAAGGCAUAGCACCUCAUCUGCUUCUGGGGAUGAAGUUGAAGAUAAGAAAGUAUUUAAAGGUAAAAAUAAACAGAAAGUCAAAGAUAGGUUAUCACUUGAUUCAAAGAAAAUUGAAAAAGUUCAAAAAAAGGCUAAAAAGGUAGCUUAUAGUCAGUUUCAUGUUGAAGAUAUGCAAGGCAAUGCUGAAAAACUUCAAAAGAGGGCACAACGCUUUGGUAGCAAUCAUAUCCCUUCAGUUGCUAGCUCAUUUCAGGUUAAGUCAAACAAAUUAGAUCCUACUGUUAGAAAUCCUAUUCUGCAGGAUAAUGAAGGAGAUUAUGAGCUUAAUAAUAUUCAUAUAGUAGGAACUUGCUUAGACAUAGAAAAAUCAUUCUUAAGAUUAACUAGAGCACCAGAAGCAUGUGAGGUUCGGCCUGUUUUUGUACUGAGGAACUCUUUAAGAAAUGUUAAAGAUAAAUGGAUAGAAAAACAAGAUUAUAGGUACGCGUGUGAUCAGUUGAAGUCUAUACGUCAAGAUUUAACAGUACAAGGUGUAAGAGACCGGUUUACAGUUGAAGUUUAUGAAACUCAUGCAAGAAUAGCUUUAGAGAAAGGUGAUCAUGAAGAAUUUAAUCAGUGCCAAACACAAUUAAAAAUGUUAUAUUCAGAAUUGCCAGAUUGCAGAGUUAAUGCUGCUGAAUUUACUGCUUACAGAAUAUUGUAUUAUUUAUUUACUAAAAAUACUCUUGACUUGACAACAAUAUUUAAGUUUCUAUCCAAAGAAGACAGAGAAAAUGAUUGUAUUAAACAUGCUCUGAGUACAAGGUGUGCAUGGGCAACAGGCAAUUUGCAUAAAUUCUUCCUCUUGUACAAGACUGCUCCCUUGAUGGCUGGCUACCUCAUGGACUGGUUUGUGGAAAGAGAGCGAAAGCAGUAUCUCAAAUACAUCAUAAAGUCCUACAGACAGAGUGUUCCUGUGGACUUCAUCACUCGGGAGCUGGCGUUUGAGUCAAGUUCUAAGGCCUUUGAAUUCUUAAAUCAGUUUCCUCUUUCCUAUACUGGUUGUGACCAGACUCAAAUUGAUUGCAAAGCCAGCCUCCCAGCUGUUGCAAAUAUAUAA
Leptosia nina is the source of this 2163-nucleotide messenger RNA. The record is from the annotation of a GenBank genome assembly. Lineage: Eukaryota; Metazoa; Arthropoda; Insecta; Lepidoptera; Pieridae.